Molecule: messenger RNA, 1950 nt
Organism: Fraxinus pennsylvanica
Lineage: Eukaryota; Viridiplantae; Streptophyta; Magnoliopsida; Lamiales; Oleaceae
Source: the annotation of a GenBank genome assembly
AUGGCAUCAAUUGAGGAUAUCAAUUAUGGAGCUUCAGAGACCCACGACUGCGUAAUCAAAUUGAGAUUGGAUCCUAAAAGGCGAAAGGAAAAAGUGAUAGUUGGCUGUGGAGCUGGGUUUGGAGGUGAUAGACCAUUAGCAGCAUUGAAACUGCUUCAAAGAGUGGAAGAAUUAGACUAUUUAGUACUCGAGUGCUUAGCGGAACGCACCCUUGCCGAGCGUUACCAUGCAAUGAAGUCCGGUGACAAGGGCUAUGAUCCUCGUAUUUCAGAGUGGAUGCAGUUGCUUCUACCUCUGGCUGUGGAGAGAGGAGUUUGUAUUAUUACCAAUAUGGGUGCAAAGAGUCCUCAUGGCGCCCAAGAGGAGGUUUUACAAAUUGCAAGCAAACUGGGCAUUGGUAUGACCGUUGGUCUGGCUCAUCAAUCUUCUGUUUCAGGAAAAGGACUGGAUGAUCACCUGAAACAUGUUGACGGUGAUGUUAGUGUGUAUCUAGGAGCAGCUCCUAUUGUUGAAUGUCUGGAGAGGUAUAAACCAAAUGUUAUUAUCACUUCUCGGGUUGCAGAUGCUUCUUUAUUCUUAGGCCCGAUGGUAUAUGAACUGGGAUGGAACUGGGACGAGUUGCAGCUGCUAGCACAAGGUUCACUGGCAGGUCACCUGCUGGAAUGUGGUUGUCAACUCACAGGAGGAUACUAUAUGCAUCCAGCUGAUAAAUACAGGAACAUGUCUUUCCAAGAUCUCCUCGAUUUGUCUCUUCCUUUUGCUGAAGUUACCUUUGAUGGGACAAUACAUGUAGCAAAGGCAGAAGCCUCAGCUGGGGUUCUAAAUUUCAGCACUUGCACUGAACAACUUCUGUAUGAAGUUGGGGAUCCUGGUGCUUAUAUAACCCCUGACGUGAUUAUAGACAUUCGGGAUGUUAGGUUUCAGCCUUUAUCAAAGAAUAAAGUUCACUGCAGUGGAGCAAAGCCUUCUCCUGAACCAUUACCUCAAAAAAUGUUGGUGCUGAGUUCUAAGGAUUGUGGGUGGAAAGGUUGGGGAGAGAUUUCCUAUGGGGGAUAUGAAUCUGUGAAACGUGCUAAAGCUGCUGAAUUUUUGGUAAGGGCAUGGAUGGAAGAAAUGUACCCUGGUACAAGCAACCGUAUACUUUCCUACAUAAUUGGUUUUGAUAGUCUAAAGGCGGUGAGCACGGACAAUAAAUUGCUGAGGGCUAGUGAAGAUAUUAGAUUACGGAUGGAUGGCUUGUUUGAACAAGAGAAACAUGCAAUCCAAUUUAUUAAAGAAUUCACAGCUUUAUAUACAAAUGGUCCUGCUGGUGGCGGUGGCAUCAGCACUGGAUACAAGAAAGAGAUUUAUCUGGAAAAAGGAUUGGUAGGACGUGAGUAUGUUUACUGGCAAAUAGCAGCUGCCAGAAACAAUGUUCUGAGCUUGACUGAUCAGAAUGUCAACAAUAAAAUUAAAAUAAACACGGGUACUUGCCAUGAAUCUGACUCCCAACCAGUCUCAAGACAAACUACAUACAGUCUGAGUAAAGAACUGUUAGUACCAGAAAGUCAUCUCUGUCCUGCUCCUGCUGGUCAAAAGAUCUCUCUCUACGAUGUAGCUCAUAGCAGGGCUGGUGACAAAGGAAAUGAUCUGAACUUCUCAAUUAUCCCACAUUUCCCAGCUGAUAUUGAGAGGCUCAAGACGAUUGUAACUCCAGAAUGGGUGAAGGAAGCUGUCUCAACUCUUCUGAAUCUGUCGUCCUUUCCUGAUUCUAACGAUAUAGAAAGAAGAGACAAAUGGGCUAGUGAACAUGUUAAGGUCGAGAUCUAUGAGGUAAGAGGAAUCCAUUCCUUAAACGUUGUGGUUCGUAACAUUCUAGAUGGUGGUGUCAACUGCUCAAGAAGAAUUGAUAGGCAUGGAAAGACAAUAUCGGAUGUGAUUUUAUGCCGGGAAGUGUUGUUGCCUCCAUGA